GACCGUAGGAGGAGGAGGUAGUAUCGGCCGAGCGACGACGACCCACUCGUGGACGCGUCCAUCUGUCGGACGACGGACGACGGACGACGACUCUCUCUCGGCUCCCGUGCCACGGACGCAAAAGCAGCCCCCCUCCCCUCCACCUCCUCGCCGGCGGCGAUGUCGGUUCCGCCCUCCGGCCAUCGCCAGGUGUCCCUGAGGGGGUCGAGUGCGAGGGAGAUCACUCGCGACGCGCUGCUGCAGAAGGUCUCCGAGGAGCGGCAGCUCCGUAGCCACCUCCGUCGUGCCGCCGCCGCCGCCAUCACGAUCCAGCGAGUAUGGAGAAGGUACCAUGUCAUAAGAAAGGUUUCAGAACAACUUCAUGAAGAGUGGGAUGCAUUAAUAAACAACCAGCUUGACGUCAACCCGACAAAUCAAUGGAUCUCAAGCAAGAUGCUUAGGCCAUUUAUUUUCUUCACUACUCAACCAUCAAGCUGGUACAAGGGGAAGCAAACCAAGACUGUUAAGUCUAUCUCAACAUGCUUCAAAAUCAUCUUGAAUAGCAUAAACUCAAUGGAUGCCAGCAAAAACUUCUGUUCCUUUGCUAUGGGUUUGCCAGAGGAGAGGUCUAUUUGGCUUUAUCAGGCAAAAAAGCUGAUUUCGCUGUGCUCUUGCAUCCUUGCCAUGCGUGAUCAUUCUUAUUGCAAGGAUGUAAACAUGGUUGAAAUUACUGCUAUUGCCAUGCGGUUGGCCAUCUCACUAACUGAUUGCAAAACAUGGAAAAACUUGAAAAGUGGGAAUGUUAAAGCUGCUGAUGCCUCUGUGGAGACCUUGAUUGAAUUUAUUGGUGCAAGCCAUAGUGGUACAUAUAGCUGUGUUAGGAGAUAUAUAAAAAGUUUUGGUCCUCAUGUUAACUCAGGGAAGAUAGAUCCUGCAACUGCACCAGAUGAUCAGCUCCUGAUUACUGCUAGUGCAGUCACUGUUGCAUUACGACCUUUCCAAUCUGCAAGAGCAGACAUGGGCGUUGAUCUAGCUGGUGUUGCAAAGGAGUACUUCACACUUGUACUCACAAUUCCUUAUCUUUGCAAACGCCUGCCGCCUCUUCUGUUACCUGCUCUAAAACACAUAUCUGUGCUGCAACCGUCUCUCAGCAUUGUACUGACUUCCAAGGACAAAAUAUUUGAAGAAAUAGCUAAACUGGAGCAGUCAGAGGUUUCUAGUGUUGGUGCCAGUAUCAUUCCCUACUGUGGUUGGGCUCUUGGGAAUCUUGUAAAUUUGGCCACAGAGCAGGAUGAUGUAUCCAAUUCGGGUUGCUUCAUUCAAGGGCUAGAUUGUUGCCUAUAUAUUAAUGCUAUUAACUUUAUUUCCCAAAACUUACUGAAAAGUUUCGAGGAAAGCAAGGGGAUGCUUCAAUAUGUUGGUGAUAGUGACGCUGCUACAUCAGUUACUGAAGAAACUGACACGGAUGACAACAGCUGCAUGAGAAUAUUAUUUAUGGACCUUCUAAAGCCAGUUUACCAGCAGUGGCACCUAAGAAAGCUAUUGGCAUUGGCAAAGGAGGAUGUUUCCCGCAAGAGGGAAACCAACCAUGACCCAACCCUGAAGCAGAUUCAUUCUCGGAGCCUAAAAUUGACAGAUGUUAUAUGCUUUUACUAUUACAUGCUCAGAAUUUUCUCUUUGCUGAGCCCAUCUAUUGCCUCAUUGCCUAUUCUCAACAUGCUCUCAUUCACCCCAGGAUUUCUUGUUGAUUUGUGGGGGGAGUUAGAAAUAUCUAUUUUUGGCCAACCUAUCCACAAAUCACAGGAAUCUGAGCAUGAUAAACAAUUUGCCACAAGUAGUUCUGGAGAGCAAAUAUCCUCCACAAGGCAAAGAAGGAAUGCCAAGGACACUGCAGGCAAGUGGGUAAAUGUGCUCCAGAAGAUUACAAGAAAAUCAAGUGAUGCCGAUGACACCAAUUUGAGUGGCAUUCCUUUAAAUUCUGAGAAUUCUAAUGAUGAUGCAUUAAUCAUGUGGGAUAUUGGAGCUAUGAGACAAGGUUCUGAAGGUAUUGGAAAGGAUUUAAUACACAUGUUGCAUCUAUUCUGUGCAAUAUACACACAUCUAUUACUAGUUCUAGAUGAUAUUGAGUUUUAUGAGAAACAGGUUCCUUUCACUAUAGAGCAACAACGAAAGAUUGCAUCAGUGCUCAAUACUUUUGUAUACAAUUCUUUCAUCCAGAAUAGUGGAAGCAACAACAGGCCUCUUAUAGAUGUAACUGUGAGAUGCCUUAAUCUACUCUAUGAAAGGGAUAGCAGGCAUAGGUUUUGUCCCAUUUCUCUGUGGUUGGCACCUGCCAGAACGGGUAGAAUUCCGAUUGCAGCUGCUGCCAGAGCCCAUGAGGCAGCCUUUGCUACUUUGUCAGGAACUACUUCAGGCAUUGCUACCCGCAGCUCUGUACUUACCACGGUACCACAUGUAUAUCCAUUUGAGGAGAGAGUGCAAAUGUUUAGAGAAUUUAUUGAGUUAGACAAAGCGUCACGGAGAGUUACUGGUGAAGUCUCUGGACCAGGUCCAGGAUCCAUCGAGAUAGUUAUUCGUCGAGGUCACAUCGUUGAAGAUGGAUAUAGGCAGUUGAAUUGUCUUAGAUCAAAGUUGAAAUCUUGCAUUCAUGUGUCCUUUGUCAGUGAAUGUGGCCUUCCGGAAGCUGGUUUGGACUAUGGGGGUCUAUCAAAGGAGUUCUUAACUGAUGUAUCUAAGGCUGCCUUCAGUCCUGAAUAUGGACUAUUUUCACAAACAUCAACAUCUGAUAGUAGCUUAAUUCCAAGUAAUUCUGCUAAGCUUUUGGACAAUGGCAUUGACAUGAUUGAAUUUCUUGGCCGAAUCGUGGGCAAAGCACUCUACGAGGGGAUUCUGUUGGAGUACUGUUUUUCACAAGUCUUUGUGCAAAAACUUCUAGGGCGCUAUAGUUUUUUGGAUGAAUUAUCAACACUUGAUUCUGAGCUUUAUAGAAGUCUAAUGCAGCUCAAGCACUAUGAGGGGGACGUUGAGGACCUUUGUUUGGAUUUUACGCUGACUGAAGAGUUCGGUGGGAAAAGAAUUGUGCAUGAAUUGAGACCUGGCGGUAAAAACAUCUCUGUUACAAAUGAAAAUAAAUUGCACUACGUUCACGCGAUAGCAGACUACAAGCUUAACCGUCAGAUAAUUCCUUUUUCAAAUGCAUUUUAUAGAGGACUCAGUGAUCUCAUCUCACCAUCCUGGCUGAGUUUGUUCAAUGCAAAUGAAUUUAACCAGUUACUUUCAGGUGGAUCCCAGGAUUUUGAUGUUGAUGAUCUGCGGAACAACAGCAAGUACACUGGUGGUUAUACUGAGUCAAGUCGAACUAUUAAACUCUUCUGGGAGGUUAUCAAAGGAUUUAAGCCAACAGAACGUUGCCUGCUACUAAAGUUUGUGACAAGCUGUUCACGGGCUCCAUUACUUGGAUUCAAGUACUUGCAGCCUUCUUUCACAAUUCACAAGGUCCCAUGUGAUGUAACACUUUGGGCUACAAUUGGGGGGCAAGACGUGGAUCGUCUUCCAUCUGCUUCUACAUGCUACAAUACGCUCAAGCUUCCAACGUACAAGCGGUCGAGCACGCUGAGGAGCAAGCUGCUAUACGCAAUCAGCUCAAAUACUGGGUUUGAACUCUCAUAGAGGUACACGCACAUUCUACCAGGUCUGUCAUGUUUGUACAGCGAAAUUGGACCAGAAACGUGAACCGAUCCGGCAAACAAUUCACUUGUUGUAACUAUUAGUGUUCACUGCUGUAAAUGUAUCUGCUUAUUGAACUCCGCUGCUUAUUGCAGCCCUAUCUGAACGACAGCUUGUUUGAAGGAAGUAAAUUCAUCUGCCCAUUUUUAUAAAUAAUUUAGUUACUGCUCGCGAA
Molecule: messenger RNA, 3880 nt
Organism: Brachypodium distachyon (stiff brome)
Lineage: Eukaryota; Viridiplantae; Streptophyta; Magnoliopsida; Poales; Poaceae
Product: E3 ubiquitin-protein ligase UPL7
Exons: 14
Coding region: 160-3648 (1162 amino acids)
Biological process (GO): protein polyubiquitination; ubiquitin-dependent protein catabolic process
Molecular function (GO): ubiquitin protein ligase activity
Source: RefSeq, a predicted model, not a curated record